Messenger RNA from Eruca vesicaria subsp. sativa (arugula), 843 nucleotides. NCBI's taxonomy places the organism in Eukaryota, Viridiplantae, Streptophyta, Magnoliopsida, Brassicales, Brassicaceae. The record is from the annotation of a GenBank genome assembly.
GUUUGUGCGGCUGCCACUUCGAUUUCUAAGUGUUUGAGCUUUGAAAGAUGGUGAGAAUCAGUGUGCUUAACGAUGCUCUCAAGAGCAUGUACAAUGCGGAGAAGAGAGGCAAGAGGCAAGUCAUGAUCAGGCCUUCUUCUAAGGUCAUCAUCAAGUUCCUCAUCGUCAUGCAGAAACAUGGUUACAUUGGUGAGUUUGAGUACGUUGAUGAUCACAGGUCUGGUAAGAUCGUUGUUGAGCUCAAUGGAAGACUCAACAAAUGUGGUGUCAUAAGUCCCCGUUUUGAUGUCGGAGUUAAAGAGAUUGAAGGUUGGACCGCUCGUCUUCUUCCUUCAAGACAGUUUGGUUACAUUGUUCUAACAACCUCAGCCGGUAUCAUGGACCACGAAGAAGCCAGAAGGAAGAAUGUUGGUGGCAAGGUUCUUGGUUUCUUUUACUGAAGAGGCAACAACUUUAAGAGAAUCUUCUUUGUCCGGUCUAUACUUUUGCUUCUCCUUACGGUGAGAGAUGAGGAAUUCGAUUGAGCUCAAAGUUUAAGAGGGUAGUAGAUGUUUCUCUGUUCGUUUUCUUAGAUAAUUUUGUUUGUUUUGGGUUCUGCGCAAAAGUUGCUGAAGACUUCCGAAGUAGACAGUAAUUUUCAAUGAAAAAACUUGCUUUUCUAUGAGCUAAUUAUCUAUCUUGAGACAUUUUUUGUUCACGUCAUGAGAGUUGUGUCUUUUUGUUAUUUUAACCAUUAUCUUUCUGAGGUGUGUUGCUGUGUUUGAUAAAAGUUAAUCGCAAUUGACUUGCAUGCCACUCCAUACUCCAAACGUAUUACAUCAAAUUUCAAGUCCAUAGUAAAGC